AGAAGGAAGGGUUGAAGAGGAGGAAUAGUUGGAGAGGAGGAAGGGUUGGAGGGGAGGAAGGGGUUCCCUGCACCCAAUUCCAAUUGGAAUCUUCCCAGUAGGUGCCGAGCCAACCCGGCAGAGCCCCAGGACAGAAAACACCUGGGACAAAGGCACGUGCCCCCAUUUUGGGGUCAUUGUGGGGACCCCUGCCCAGGACAGAGCUGGCAGGGCUGGGAGCAGGGCUGGAGCCACAGCAAAAGCAGCAUCUUUUUGUGGCAGCUCGUGAUGUCAGCCAGGUCCCCUGGCUGUGCAAACAGCGGUGCAGGGACAUUGCACUUCCUCCUGAGCGCUCGGCUGCGCUGAGCACGGCUCUGCCUGCCAAGGAAUGACCCACCCACCCUACAGCAGCGCAGCCUCGUCCAGCAGCCCAGCCAUGAGCCAGAGCAACCAGAGCUGCUCCCGCCAGGACAUCACCUUCAAGAGCAGCCUCUACGCCACCACCUACACCCUCAUCUUCAUCCCGGGGCUCCUGGCCAACGGCGCUGCCCUGUGGGUGCUGUGCAGGUUCCUCAGCAGGAAGAGCAAAGCCGUCAUCUUCAUGAUCAACCUGGCCGUGGCCGACCUGGCCCACGUCCUGUCGCUGCCGCUGCGCAUCUACUACUACAUCAACCACACCUGGCCCUUCGGGGACGUGCUGUGCCUGCUCUGCUUCUACCUGAAGUACCUCAACAUGUACGCCAGCAUCUGCUUCCUCACCUGCAUCAGCAUCCAGCGCUACUUCUUCCUGUACCACCCGUUCCGCGCCAAGGGCUGGAAGCGCCGCUACGACGCGGCCAUCAGCGCGCUGGUGUGGCUCGUGGUGGGGGCGGCCUGCGUGCCCUUCCCCAUCAUGAGGAGCCACGGGCUGGGGGCCAACACCACCAGCUGCUUUGCCGACCUGCAGGUGAAGCCCAUCGCCAGCAAGGUGGGCACGGUGCUGAUGACGGGCACGGCCGAGCUGCUGGGCUUCGUGGGGCCGCUCGUCACCAUCCUGUUCUGCACGUGGAAAACCAGAGACUCCAUCCGCGGCUUCCACGGCCCGCAGGAGAGCAGCGGGGAGAGGAGGAAGGCCCUCAGGAUGGUUUCCAUGUGUGCCGUCGUGUUCUGCGUGUGUUUCGCUCCCUACCACAUCAACUUCUUCUUCUACAUGUUGGUGAAGGAGGAUGUCAUCACCGACUGCUUCCUGAGCACCGUCACCCUCUACACACAGCCCUUCUGCCUGAGCCUCGCCAGCUUCGACUGCUGCUUGGAUCCCAUCAUCUACUUCUUCAUGACUUCUGAGUUCCAGGAGGAGAUUUCCAGGCACAGCAGCAUGGCCAUCCGGAGCCGGCUGAUGAGCAAAGAGAGCGCCUCGUCCAUGAAGGAAUGACAAGAAAGCCACUUGGAAAAAAACCCAAGGAAUUUCAUAUGAAAUCUGAGACUGGUCUGAGAUACUCCAUUGCAAACUCCGUUGUGGAAGAUCCUGCAGGUUUGUCAGGGGAGUUUUGGGGCAGUGGAAUUUUUUCAGUGUAUAGAAGAUAAAACCCUGUGUAAGACUGGUGUGCUGGAAUCUGGUGAGUGCCCCAAUUGGUGUGACUGUCCCCAUGCUGUGCCAUCCCCAGCCGACCUCACUGGACUAGAGCACACACAGGAGGGUGUGAAGAGAACUUUUACCAGUAAACGGUGGAAAAGUCCCAGGUUUUUCUUCUCCUUUCCCAGUUGCAGGCUCUGUGAUCCAGCCAGAGACAAUCCCACAUUCACACACUGAUACCUGCUGUAGGCUCUUCUCUGGGAAAACCACACAAGAACCCAAAACUGGCCAGUAGCAACCAAAGGACGUUGUGGUUUGUGCACUGGGGGCUGUGGACAGGUGAAGGUGGUUUCCAUGUGCUCCUGGGUUUGGUGCAUCCCACUCAGUGUCCCACCAGUGACCUCUGCUCCCCCUUUCUGCACUCACCCUCCUUUUCUGCUCCUCCUUUCCCUCCUCACCCUCCUGCUCUGCUCCUCAUUUCCCUCCUCACCCAGCUCUCUUUGCUCCCUAAUUGCUGACACAUCCCACAGCUUGCACCUGCAGCUGGUGCAAGACCCUCUGCAAGACAAAUUCUCCCCCAACAUCCAGAGAGUGGCACCUUCCCUUGCUCCAGGUGACUUUCUUCCCCUCCAAGCUGGCGAGGGGGACAUGGCAGGUGGCUUUUGCCUUUGGACCCCUUGGAGCACCCCAUGGUCGUCCUGGGGUCAGUGCAGGUGGGUUUGGUGGUGCUGGUACCACUCAGGUCCUCACUCCCUUCUGUGUGUGGUCCAGAGGCACCUGAGAUGAAUCUGCCCCAAAAAAGCUCAGCUUGACCUGUUCAGUCGAUGCAUCUUUUAAAAAAGAGAGGAGUCCUUGCCAAGGUGAUUUCACUGAUAGACCAGAAGUUAAGUUCAUAAAUUACUGUGAUUUUUUUUCUACCAAGUCCUGUCAUGAUCCUAAUGUUUACAUUUUUUGGUAGCUAUGCAAGGCAGCCACAAGGAAGAAUUAAUUUACUCCAUAUUUUUAAUUAGUUACAGCUCUUCAGCUGAGUCCACCCACUCUGUAACCUCAAGGGUAUCUCAUGAUACCUGGGGAUGGAUUUGGAUGAGCAGUCACCAAUUUCCUGCCUUUGGAAAUCAGUAUAUUUUCAAAAGAAUGUGAACAAUUUGUACAGUCUUGCCACAGUUGCUACAAAACCAAAAGAAAUACCAGAAACACUUGCCAUGUGUAUUUUAACUCCAACCACUCAAUUCCACUGAGUUAAAAUGUAAUUCAGCCAAAUAUUUCCUGUAUAUUGUGUUUUCCCACUUCACUGUUUUACAAAAAAAAAAAUUAAAUAAAAAUGAGGGGAAAAAGCCAAGAAUCAGGGUUUAAACAACCAUUUCCCUCUAAAAGGCAACGACACUGAUUAAACACAAUAAGCUCUCAUGGUUCUCCUCCCAAGUGAGAGAAGAUGAUUUUGGGCUGAGUAGGAUGCUCUGGAGUCGAUGGAAAUGUUCUCUCUGAUGUCACUGACACAAUAAAUGUUUACAGAUGCUCACGGACUGAGCUGACCUCACACAAUUCAAUUUUUUUUAGUUCAGCAGUCUCUCAUAAGCUACACUCUGUAUAAAGCUGUCAGGGAAGGAGACUUCAGUUUCAGUGCUUGUUUUGAGGAUUUUUGAGCCCUUGCUCAGCCUCCACAUGAGCUGUUUCCUGUCCCUUCACUUUCUCACCCUUCUCUCCUGACCAGGUGAAAACAAGCUGAGGGCACUUACAGGAACUCUGCAGCUCAUUCUGUGGGUUUUACUUCCCAAGAA
Messenger RNA from Ficedula albicollis (Collared flycatcher), 3309 nucleotides. Its product is annotated as putative P2Y purinoceptor 10. The record is from RefSeq and is a predicted model, not a curated record. Gene Ontology annotation, biological process: phospholipase C-activating G protein-coupled receptor signaling pathway; positive regulation of Rho protein signal transduction. Gene Ontology annotation, molecular function: G protein-coupled receptor activity. The coding region runs from base 368 to 1390 and encodes 340 amino acids. The transcript is spliced from 3 exons. NCBI's taxonomy places the organism in Eukaryota, Metazoa, Chordata, Aves, Passeriformes, Muscicapidae. Gene Ontology annotation, cellular component: membrane.